UCUUUUUGUAGUUACAGCAGGAAACAGAGCAGAGAAAGAGAGAGAGUGUCUGUGUUUAGUGUUUCAGUAGGAGUAGCAGUCAUUGCAUAUUCAUCUUUUCUCACAAGCCAAACCCACCUCACCGACUGAAAGAUUCAAGGAUUUCUUCUCUUGUAAGCCAAACUUUCUCUAUAUGAAACUAAAGAUUUCUUUUUGAUUGUUGGGUUUCGCCAUUAAAGCUCUCACGCCAUUGCUCACGAGAAAUCGGUACUCCUCUGUCACGGAAAAGCAAUUCUUCUUCCCCCAAAAGUUCCCUCUUUUCUAUAUAAACACUUCAACAUCAGUCCAGUACUCUUCACCGCUUCUGAUUAGUGAUCACUACUUUUUCCUUUAAUGGCGGUGAAACAGAGACUCUGUAGUUUCCGUAUUCUGCAAUGCAUUUUGUUGUUGAUGUCUUUGUUACAUUGUAGAGUGCAUGUGCUGGCAAUGUUGGAUCCUCUUGAUUUCUUGGCUCUGCAAUCGAUUCGGAAGGGGCUUGAUGAUAUGCCCGGGUCGAAUUUCUUUGCUUCCUGGGAUUUUACUUCGGAUCCCUGUAAUUUCGCCGGAGUUUACUGUGAUUCUGAUAAGGUGAUUGCUUUGAACCUCGGCGACCCGAGGGCUGGGUCUCCCGGCCUGACGGGUCGGAUCGAUCCUGCAAUUGGGAAACUCUCUGCUCUUGCCGAGUUUUCAGUCGUUCCGGGUCGGAUUAUCGGUUCUCUGCCUCCGUCAAUAUCUCAAUUAAGGGAGCUCCGAUUUCUUGCUGUGAGCCGCAACUUCAUCUCCGGUGGGAUUCCGGCGACUCUGGGGCAGCUCCGGAAUCUCAAGACGCUCGAUCUCAGUUAUAAUCUGUUUACUGGAGAGAUACCUCAAGCCGUCGGAACUUUACCUGAGCUAUCCAACGUCAUUCUCUGCCACAACCACCUCUCCGGUUCGGUCCCUCCUUUCCUCUCCCAAAGCCUAACCCGGAUCGAUUUAAAGCACAACGAUCUUUCCGGUGCGGUGGCUCCAAGUUCCUUUCCCCCCUCGGUUCAAUAUCUCUCCCUAUCCUGGAACCGAUUCAGUGGCUCAGUGGAUGGCCUCCUAAACCGGCUCGACCAGUUGAACUAUAUCGACCUCAGCGUGAACCAAUUCACCGGCACAAUCCCGGGUCGGCUUUUCAACUUCCCGAUCACAAACCUUCAAUUGCAGAGAAACUCAUUCUCCGGCCCAAUUCAGCCGGCUGAUCAGGUUUCAAUCCCAACCGUCGAUCUCAGCUACAAUAAACUAUCGGGUCACAUAUCGCCAAUGUUCUCGAGCGUACAGAAUCUCUACCUGAACAACAACCAGUUCUCGGGUCAGGUUCCGGGUAGCUUGGUGGAUCGGUUACUGUCUUCAAGUAUACAAAUACUGUACUUGCAGCACAAUUUUUUGACCGGAAUUGAGAUAAAUCCGACGGCUGAUAUUCCUCUGAGUAGUUCACUGUGCCUACAGUAUAACUGCAUGGUCCCACCGGUACAGACGCCGUGCCCUCUCAAGGCUGGGAAGCAGAAGGUUAGGCCUACGACGCAGUGCGGGGAGUGGAGGGGGUAAUGAUUGGAAAUUCGGACACAUAUCGAGGGCAUUUUGGGAAAGAUGAAUGCUAGAAAAGUUGAUAUUGGUUUUUUAUUUUUUUAUUUUUUGAUUCAUUAAUUUAUUUAUUUAUUGUAAAAUUUAAGUAAAAUGUGCAAUAAUCAGAUCCAUUGAUGCUUGGGGAAAGUGUAGCUAUUUAGUGGAUAAUCUCUAUCAAUAUUGUAUAAUAUAUGUAGAUUUUUUUUGGGCCACAACAUUUGUAAGUCUGUUCCAAAUUUAUAUCAAACUGCUCUUAUUUGCGUAUU
Tripterygium wilfordii is the source of this 1871-nucleotide messenger RNA. RefSeq names its product probably inactive leucine-rich repeat receptor-like protein kinase IMK2. The record is from RefSeq and is a predicted model, not a curated record. The transcript has a single exon. Lineage: Eukaryota; Viridiplantae; Streptophyta; Magnoliopsida; Celastrales; Celastraceae. Gene Ontology annotation, molecular function: protein binding. Bases 373 to 1587 code for a protein of 404 amino acids.